UAGAAAAAUACUAUGGGUUGUGGGAAUGGGGGUUAGGGGGUUGAAGGACAUAGUUAAUGUGGAAUGCCUUGCCUUGCACCAGUUCCAGUCAUGAGAUGACUUUUCCCUUACUCCUGUUUAAAAAGAUUAUAGAGAAGAUGUUUAAAAGAAAUAGUAAUAGAGAAGACGUCAGUUAUGAAACAUGACUUAGUGAACUGUGGGAGAAAAUUGCAUUACUACGUAUAUAUGAUGACUGAUGAACUGAUUAUUAUGCAGUCAAGUAGUCAUCUACUGUCUCAGACUUAGCUCUAUAGGAAUUUCUGCACAUGAUGAAGUAUCGGUUUAACAAUACUUGUUGUUAUUAUACUUUACUUGAGCUGAAGGUCUAUCGGAAACAACCUCUCUAUCUUCCCAAGGUAGGGGCAAGGCUGCGUACGCACUACCCUCACCAGACCCCACUUGUGAGGUUAUUACACUAUGCUUAACAAUAUCAUCCUGUGUUUUUUUUUAAUUCAUGUAGUAUUUGAUAAAACCAACAUUCUAUAGUACUUCCUUUUAGCUUCUGAAAAAAAUGCUAGGAGUCCUCAUAGAUCUGUAUUGAAGACCGUUCAACAUGGAAUGUCAUCUAGUAAGUUAUUAUGCUAUGCAUAAAUUAUUCCAGUCAUCACGUUGGUAAAAUUCAGACAUUGUUUCUGCAUCUUCUUGUUUGUGGUUGAAAUGCAGAUGUAAUGUUUUCUCUUUUUUUUUUUUUGGCAUUGAAAGGAAGAAGAUAUACCUCAACCUCAUUGAGCUCCUUAAAGUUCUACAUUAGUAUACUAAAUGGCGCCAAACCCGAAGUCUAGAGUUACAAAGGCCUUUGAGGCAAUGAAGGUUUUUGGCUAUAGUGAAACAGUUGUGAAGCCAGUUUUGAGGAACCUUCUAAAUUUGUACAACAAAAACUGGAAGCUUAUUGAAGAUGAGAAUUAUUCUGUUCUUUUGGAGUCUACUAUAGACAGCGAAGAGUCUAAGGAAAAGCAGAAAUCCUCAUUGGAAGAUGAACCGGAAGAAAAUGAACCACCAUUGAAAAGAUCUAGGCUCUACUCCCAGGGAAAUCAUUCUUCACCUGCUAAACACAAUGCCGGCCCUAGUGCUGACGCAUGUACUUCAGAGUUGCAGCCUUCCAGCAAGCAGAAGAUGGCUGAAAUCACCACCGAGUCUUAUGAAACUCAGGAUGCUGAACUGAAGCGUCUUUCUCUCUUGAACCAUUAUCAGCGCAAAGGUAAGAAGCAGAUUUCUUCAGAGGCUUCUCCUGUUUCAGAGGAGGAUAAUGAGAUUGUACUACUCUCUGAUGAUGACAUGCGAGGACCUUGUACUCUGUCAUCUCAUUUGGAAUUAAAGAAAAGGGGAGAUACAUCUCGUUCAUAUCCUGCUGUGAUACCCAAAAGAAGAUUAGCUUAUAAUAGUAGCCUGGAAGAGCCAAACGUCAUGGGUUCUACUGAUGUAUCCAAUGAAGGUGCACUGGUUCAGUAUGGCUUCAGUGAUGCUAUCCCACUUUCUGAUAACCUGCCAGGUUUUGAUGUUCCUCUUGCAAUUUUCCCUUCAGGAAUUGAUAAACAAAACUUGGAGUGUCUCAACUCUGAACAUCUGGGUACAGAAGGAACUGAAGAAGAUGCAACAAAUUCAUCACGACUAAUUAUUGCUUCCUCCCCAAACGGGGAGGUGAAAGUCUCUUUUGUCUAUAAGACAUAUUCUUCAUCAGAUUUUUGUCCACCAAGUUUAGAUGCAGUCUUUAAGCGGAUGGAGGAAAAGUAUAUGAAGUCCUACAGAUUUUCUCAACCUGGUUUUCUGCUAAGUCUGAUGGAAAAUCUGUGUAAAUGCUAUCUGACAGUUGGCACCAAGGCCAAGGCAGUAAAUGAGCCAUCAGCUGGGAUAGGGUCUCAGAAACUUCACCCAGUAGGUGUCAGAUAUGAUGCUACUAAUCAUGAAUUGCACUUUGCUCCAGACACUAGCAAUGGCUCAUUCAAAUUGUCGAAUUUUAUCAAAAUCUUACCUCAAAUUCCAACAUUUCCAGCUUCAGGAAAUAGGGAUAUAAUGUGCUAUAUGGUGGAUUUUAAUGGUACAAGGAUUAAUGGUGCUGAGAAGGACAACACUAACAAGCUUCUUAAACUCCUUGCCUCUUCAACUAUGAACAAUUCAGUGCUUGUUCAAAGUGAACACUCAUCUCCUGGUCUUCGUAAUUCUGUUUAUUAUAUUGAAGACAUCGCCAAUGGUCAAGAGGAGCAUAAAAUUUCGUUGAUUAAUGAAUUCAGCCACGUCCUGCCUGUCUUUAAGUACAUACCUAAAAGUGUUAUUUUCCAAAACGCAUAUGUGAAGUUUCUUCUUGCUCGUAUAUCAGAUGACAGCUGUUGUUCAAACUGCAGCGGGGAUUGUUUGUCUCAAGAUAUACCCUGUGCUUGUGCUGGUGAAACAGGGGGUGAAUUUGCCUACACAUCAGGUGGUUUGCUCAAGGAGAAGUUUCUUGAGAGUUGCAUCUCAAUGAGUUGUGAACCCCAAAAGCAUGGUUUAGUAUAUUGUCAGGACUGUCCCCUUGAAAGGUCUAAGAAUAAUAGCGUGUCUGGCCUGUGCAAGGGUCAUCUGGUGAGGAAAUUUAUCAAAGAGUGCUGGCAUAAAUGUGGCUGCAGCAGGGGAUGUGGAAAUCGUGUUAUUCAGCGAGGCAUAGCAGUGCCAUUGCAGGUGUUUAUGACUGCUGAUGGGAAAGGUUGGGGUCUCAGGGCACUGGAGGAUUUGCCUAGAGGUGCUUUUGUUUGUGAAUAUGUAGGAGAAAUAGUGACCAACACAGAGUUGUAUGAGCGAAACACGCAAACUGCUGGUGAGAGACACACAUAUCCAGUUUUGCUAGAUGCAGACUGGGGUUCGGAAGGUGUCCUGAAGGAUGAGGAGGCACUUUGUUUGGAUGCAACAUACUAUGGCAAUAUUGCAAGGUUCAUUAAUCAUAGAUGUUAUGAAGGUAACUUGAUUGAGAUCCCAGUUGAAGUAGAGACUCCAGAUCAUCACUACUACCAUGUCGCUUUUUUCACUAUGAGGAAAGUUAAUGCUUUAGAAGAGUUAACUUGGGAUUAUGGUAUUGACUUCACCGAUCAUAGUCAUCCAGUGAAAGCUUUCAAGUGCUGCUGUGGAAGUAAAUCUUGUCGUGACACCGGCCUUUGAAGAGAGCGAGGAAGUAUACACUGAUGAAGAUUACUCCUCACUGAUGAUGCUGAUCCCAUCGAUAGCUCACAUAGAUAUGAUAUAGGUAAAACAAGAAACAUAGUUUUGUUAUUUCUGGAAAAGAACAGCUGGUGUUAACACAGUUGAAGAUUCCUUCUUCCUGAUGAUGUUGAUCGCUUCAAUCAAGAAGCAAAAUUUUAUUUUUUCUUUAAAAAACAACUGCUGAUGUUAUGUUCUACCAGUUGAUGAGUUUGCAUUUGACUAUGUUGGAAAAAAACAUGUUUUAUUUGAGUAUAUUACUUCUUA
Solanum tuberosum (potato) is the source of this 3471-nucleotide messenger RNA. RefSeq names its product histone-lysine N-methyltransferase SUVR2-like. Gene Ontology annotation, molecular function: zinc ion binding; histone methyltransferase activity; protein binding. The transcript has 8 exons. Gene Ontology annotation, cellular component: nucleus. Lineage: Eukaryota; Viridiplantae; Streptophyta; Magnoliopsida; Solanales; Solanaceae. Bases 799 to 3165 code for a protein of 788 amino acids. The record is from RefSeq and is a predicted model, not a curated record.